Messenger RNA from Branchiostoma belcheri (Belcher's lancelet), 2297 nucleotides. Its product is annotated as UDP-glucuronosyltransferase 2A1-like. The record is from RefSeq and is a predicted model, not a curated record. Lineage: Eukaryota; Metazoa; Chordata; Leptocardii; Amphioxiformes; Branchiostomatidae. The transcript is spliced from 4 exons. The coding region runs from base 663 to 2237 and encodes 524 amino acids. Gene Ontology annotation, molecular function: UDP-glycosyltransferase activity.
AUAAAAUGCAAUGUUGUUAGUCUCCUAAAAAGAAGUAAUUGAUCUUCUAAUACGAAAUCUGCUUGUAGAUUAAAGUCCGAUUCUUAUCAACUAUUUUUGCCAAACAUCUACUUGCCUUGAAAAGUUGAAGGAAUAGAAUAAAGACGAAAGAUGUGAAAAUGAUAGCUGCCACAACAAACAUCUGCUACUGCGUGUUUCCUGUCGUUAAUCUGGAUUCAGUCUAAAGAGGUAAAUAUACUACUAUCAGAAAGAGAAAUGUAGAGAUUUCAGCCUGAUUCUUUAAAAUAUUAGUACGGUAUCGUUCGACAAGUGGAACGACCCAGCGUUCGACUGACCUCAUGUCAUCGCCACAGCAACGCGGCCCAGUGUGUGCUAAGUAAACUAGCAGGUCAAUGUUCUACCGGUCGUUUUGCCUACGUGGAGCACGACGUGUAUACUGAAUGAUCUAUUCCCGACCAGAAUAGUUUGUAUAGCGUCAUAGAGGUUGCGAUUCUGAUUUUUUGUUGCCCACAGUCUUCAUUGUUUAGCUUGUCAUAUUACCAGACCUGCAAACUGUGGAAACUCCCAAGCCAGCUGCUUAGAACUUGAGAAUUUGAGACACGUUCGGAUCUCAGGUCACUUCCGCGUAGCCUCUCAAACAACGCCAGGAUCUUUCCAACGUCAUGGAGAUCAGAUCGCGUUAUGUACUGUUGUGUGUGAUAAUAAUUCUGACAGUUCACGGAAUCGGCACGGAGAAGGUUCUGGUGGUGCCGCUGGCCGUAGCAGGCAGUCACUGGUUCCCCCUAGCGUCAGUCGGCCAGGCCUUGGCGGGGAGGGGCCACGACGUCACGGUUGUUGUCUCUCAGGACAUCGUGGACAAACGUCGCACCGAGAGACCCGAACUGCGGUUUGAGUCGUUCUUUGACCAAGGAAGCCGUUCCAGGGUGGAAGCUAACACAGCUCAGAUAGGCGACUUAUCAAAUAAGUCCGUCUUCCAUAUGUUUCAACACCUCCAAGAGGGGAUGAACUUUAUGGCUGAGCACUGUGAUCUGCUUCUGGCAGAUGCAGACUUGAUGGGGAGGCUGAAACAAGCACGUUUUCAGGUUGUCGUAUCAGAGCCCUUCUUUUGCUCGUGCGGAGCCAUAGUCGCAGUUUACCUUGGUGUCCCCCACGUCGCUCUGCUGCGUGGUGACCCCUCGGGACUUGACGCUCUCGCAACUGGUGUGCCCCGCCCCCCGUCUUAUGUACCGUUUCUCAUGUCCAGUUUUACCGACCGGAUGACUUUCUCACAGCGGGUACAGAACCUUGUCGUGUCGUGUACAUCGCCUGUGAUGUUUCAGUGGCUCGCGGGACGUAUCAAUAAUGAUCUAGUGAAUAAGUACCUCGGCGAGGAGGAGACUCUUCUGGGGGUUUUGGCGAAGACGGAUGUGUGGCUUUAUCAAACCGACGUUUUGCUGGACCUCCCGAGCCCGAGGAUGCCUAACAUGGUCGACGUCGGAGGGAUAAACUCUCACGAGGCCCGUCCACUUUCCGAGGAUUUAGAGCUGUUCAUGCAGAGUUCUGGCGGUGCUGGGGUCGUGGUGGUCAGCUUCGGCUCACAUGCCAAGACCAUCAACCCUGAAAGGGCAGAGGUCAUGGCAGCAGCCUUCGCGCAGCUCCGACAGAAGGUGGUGUGGCGGUACACGGGAGAGAAGCCGGCCGGGCUGGGCAACAACACCAAGCUGAUGAGCUGGCUGCCGCAGAACGACUUACUGGGCCAUCCGAAAACCAAAGCCUUCGUCACCCAUACGGGCUCUAACGGUAUGUUCGAGGCCCUGUACCACGGGGUGCCCAUGGUCUGUACACCGCUGGCUGCGGAACAGCCCGGCAACGCGGCUAGGGUAGUCUCCAGAGGGCUGGGAGUGAGGCUGGACUUCAGCACGUUUACAACAGAAACAUUGUACCAGGCCAUUGUGCAGAUUCUAACUGACAAAAGCUACCGUGAGACGGCAGCCCGCCUGUCCCGUCUGCACCGUGACCAGCCCCAGUCACCCAUGGAGCGGGCCGUCUGGUGGAUAGAACACGUCAUCAAACAUGGCGGCCUGCCCCAUCUCCGCGCACGCGCCGUGGAGCUGCCGUGGUACCAGUACUACCUGCUGGACGUGGCUGCCUUCCUGUUGGCCGUCUGUUCAGCUGUUCUUGUGCUCAUCUGGUGCAGCUGUUCUCUCGUCUGUAGAAAGAUUUGCCUUAAAAGUAGCGGGAAGCUGAAGUCUCAGUAGUCUAAAGGAUCCUAGAAAUUGUACCGCUGCCGCUCAGUUAGCACUGCCUGCUAUAUGUAA